AUGAUAAAUGGCAAAGCAGUUGCCUCAGACAGUAUACCAGUAGAGGUUUGGAAGUGUCUAGGAAAAACUGGAGUGGAGUAUCUGACGCGUGAAUUUAACAUCAUGAACAUAGAGAGGAUACCAGAGCAAUGGCGGAUAAGCACAAACAUACCAAUAUUCAAGAAUAAGGGGGAUAUCCUGGCCUGUGGAAACUUCAGAGGCAUCAAGCUUAUGUGUCAUAGCAUGAAGAUAUAUGAAAGGAUACAUGAUAAGUGCCUAAGGGGUAUUGUGGAGAUAAGCAACGAACAGUUUGCAUUCAUGAAAAACAAAUCUAUAACAGAUGCCAUCUUUGUUUUGCGCCAGUUACAAGAGAAGUUUGUUGAAUGCGAGGAAGACCUGCACCAGUGUUCAUAG
Messenger RNA from Penaeus chinensis, 393 nucleotides. RefSeq lists its product as uncharacterized. Bases 1 to 393 code for a protein of 130 amino acids. NCBI's taxonomy places the organism in Eukaryota, Metazoa, Arthropoda, Malacostraca, Decapoda, Penaeidae. The record is from RefSeq and is a predicted model, not a curated record. The transcript has a single exon.